Rhodamnia argentea is the source of this 1169-nucleotide messenger RNA. Its product is annotated as aquaporin-like. NCBI's taxonomy places the organism in Eukaryota, Viridiplantae, Streptophyta, Magnoliopsida, Myrtales, Myrtaceae. The transcript is spliced from 3 exons. Gene Ontology annotation, cellular component: membrane. Bases 231 to 1100 code for a protein of 289 amino acids. Gene Ontology annotation, molecular function: channel activity. Gene Ontology annotation, biological process: transmembrane transport. The record is from RefSeq and is a predicted model, not a curated record.
GGUUAAAAGCCCCCGCGCAUCGUUUUCGAACUAUAUAUACACAGCCGAGGGGAAGCCCGAUUUCGAGAAAGCGAAAUGAAUCCAGGGAUGGCUAGACCUGGAGUUGUUGCAGAAGAUGAAGAGAGUGCGCUUGGUGGAAGCAAAGUCCAGCCAUUCUCCACCCCAACGUAAGCAUCAAAGUGUUCCUAGCUACUCUUCGGCACUAGUUUUGCAGCGAGGAACGGGGGAAUAUGAAGGACGCAGGAAGGCAUAAGCCCGCUUCGCCGACAGAGAUCUUGGGCUUGAAGGACUUCUUCUCUCUAGAGGUAUGGAGAGCGUCGUUGGCGGAGCUCCUAGGCACGGCGGUGCUCGUGUUCGCCUUGGACACCAUAGUGAUCUCCUCCUAUGAGACCGAAACCAAAACGCCCAACCUAAUCAUGUCGUUCCUCAUCGCCGUCACCGUGGCGAUUCUCCUCCUCGCCACGUCGCCCGUCUCCGGUGGCCACAUCAACCCCGUCAUCACUUUCUCCGCUGCGCUCACUGGCCUCAUCUCCCUCUCGAGGGCCGCCAUCUACAUUCUGGCCCAGUGUGUUGGCGCCGUGCUGGGCGCGCUCGCGCUCAAAGCCGUGGUCAACAGCAAGAUCGAGCAGGCCUUCUCCCUCGGAGGCUGCACGCUCAACAUCGUGGCGCCCGGCCCGAAGGGGCCUGUCACGAUCGGGCUAGACUUGGUCCAGGCCCUGUGGCUCGAGAUAAUUUGUACCUUUGUGUUCCUAUUCGCGUCGGUCUGGAUAGCCUUCGACCAUCGCCAAGCGCGAGCCCUGGGCCGGGUUAUCAUCUUCGGCAUCAUCGGAACAGUGAUUGGGCUCCUCGUGUUCAUCUCAACCACCGUCACUGCGGCGAAAGGCUACGCGGGAGUGGGGAUGAACCCGGCCAGGUGUUUGGGCCCGGCCCUGGUGAGAGGAGGCCAUCUUUGGAAUGGGCACUGGAUUUUUUGGGCCGGGCCGGCUAUCGCUUGUGUGGGAUUCUACCUCUACGUGAAGAUCAUUCCGAGGAAGCACUUUCAUCAUGCCGAGGGUUACAAGUACGACGUGUCGAACAUUUUGAAGGCCCCGUUUGUUUAGAAAUGGUACUUGGGGGUACUUCAUGGAUUCCCAAGUAAUCAGAUCUUUAGAUCCGUGCACCAAGAUUCC